UGGGUCAAUUUUUGUUCCUUUUUUAUGAAUCCAAAUGAUGUUUGUUACUUUCCGGUUUAAAGGUAAAGCACCAGUUUUAAAUGAGGUAUCAAAAAGAUGGCUUUAGGAAGAUGCUAAGAUAUUGGCGCAUUGUUUUAGUAGAACAUUUUGAAUGCCAUCCAAACCAGUAGAUGGGGUUAGUUUUAAGCACCCUCGAUGCUUUUUUUGCUACUGAAGGAUGGGAGUUAAUAGACCACAGACAUGCUGAAUGUACAUUUAUGUGUAUGUGUGUAUGUGCAUGUACACAUCUCUAAACUUAGAUAUAAAGAUUUAUGGAUAAGAGUAAAUCUUCUAAUAUAAUAAAAGAUUAUGCUAGAAAUGCCCUUGAGAAAUUUGUAUUUGAAUACACAGAUUGUGAUUUAAGUUGUGUGGAUGAAAUUUUGUUAGAGUAUUUGGUUACAGUUUUGGAAAGUCUUGGAAAGAAUUCAAAUGAUGUUGAAACAAGUUUUGAUAUUGACGAGUUUACUGCAAUGAUGACAGACUUUAUUCCUGGUUUUGAAAAUAUAAACAGUGCCAGUAUAAUAAACUGGAUGUUUUCUUUGGCAAAACGCAUCGAAGCAGGUACUAUUACACUAAAAAAGAAUAUACAAACAAAAACUGAGUUUGAGCAAGUUUGUCCUGAAGAAGAAAAGGUUGUCGUCUCCACAAAUUUAAUGUCAAAUCUGCUACUUUCUGAAACAAUGAAUAUGGAAUGUAGUAACAUAAACAAAAAAACAGAAAAUGUACCAUCUAAUGAAUUAUCAAGUACCCACUUAAAUUCUCAAAAAAAACUAAGUUAUUGUGAUAAGUUGCAAAGGUUAAAAGACCUAUAUCCAAGUAUUCCUGAAGACCAACUUAGACGUUCAUUAGCAUAUGCUCAUGGGAAUCUUAAUAAAGCUGCUAACGCCAUAUUAUCUAAUAAAGCUUGUCAAGAACACAAUGUUACUCAACGUAACAAUAGUUUAGAGGAAGAAGACAAAGAAAAACUUGAUACAAAAGAUCCAUGUGCAGAUCUUUUAAUGAAAGAAAAAGUUUCUCAGCUACAAGAAAUUUUUCCAUUCAAAUCAGUAUCGUUUUUACAAGAAACGCUUUUGUCUGUCGGUAGUAUUGAUGGCGCUUGUCAGUUAUUGUUUGAGCAAGAUAGCAAAGUUGAAAGUUACAACAAGCUCAAGGUACACAAAACAUCAUCAAAGAAAGCAUGUUUGUCAGAUAGUGACUUAGCUCGCCUCAAGCAAGAUGCUCUUUUAAAGUAUUCAUUGGUUGUAGAGAAAUCUGAACCAUACAAACCCAUUGUUUUUGUAGAAAAGGAUUCAAAAGUUGAACCGCUAAACAACAUUAAAGAAAAUUUGUUUUCAUCUGAAAAGCAAUCAAGUAGUUGUCAAACUUUAACUAAAGGGAAGAUAUCUAAAAUCAAUCCCAAAACUAAUAAAAAGUCAAAGCCCCCCUAAUUUUUUUAUUGAUUUUUAUUCCUUCUCUUUGGGUAAAGUAUUUUGUGUGUGUUUGUGUGCAAUAGUUUAUAUUUUAAUAAACUUGCAAAUUUAAAUUGGAUAUUAUGUAUAUAGAUUUUUUUUAUAUAUCUGUUAGACGAAAGAUAGAUUUUAUUAUAUCUGUUUGA
Messenger RNA from Hydra vulgaris (swiftwater hydra), 1633 nucleotides. Its product is annotated as CUE domain-containing protein 2. The record is from RefSeq and is a predicted model, not a curated record. NCBI's taxonomy places the organism in Eukaryota, Metazoa, Cnidaria, Hydrozoa, Anthoathecata, Hydridae. Gene Ontology annotation, molecular function: ubiquitin binding.